UGCUCCCCUUCCCAGGUGGAAGACUGCUUAGCAUGCAAAACCACAGGAUUUUCUCCAAAGUUUUUAAUGAGAUCGAUGAUUUCAGAGAUGUCAUUUGUCAGAGUGAAUCGUUAUGGUCCCCGGGCAGGAGGAAGGAAAACAUUGAAAGUAAAGAAGAAGAAAACAUCAGUGAAACAAGAAUGGGAUAAUACUGUGAAUGACUUAACAGUACAUCGGGCAACUCCUGAAGAGCUGAUGCGACGUCAUGAAAUGCAUAAAUCAAAGAAUAGAGCAUUGGUGCACUGGGAACUUCAAGAAAAAGCUUUGAAGAGAAAGUGUAGGAAGCAGAAACCAGAAAUUUCCAAUCUUGAGAAAAGAAGAUUAUCUAUCAUGAAGGAGAUUCUUUUUGAUCAAUACCAGAUGCAGGAUGUAUUGGAAAAAUCUGAUCAUUUGAUGGCUGCAACAAAAGAUCUGUUUGUUGAUUUUCCUCGUAGGCGCACAGGAUUUCCAAAUGUAACCAUGGCUCCCAAUUCCUCACAAGGUCCCAUUAUGGUAAAUCAGGACCCUGUUACUCAGUCCAUCUUUACUGAAUCUGACACAGAGCCUCAGGCUCUUAAUGAAGUAGAUGGUCAUGAAGAAGAAGGAACUGUUCACAGCCAGUCAGAAGACAGUGAGAAUGAAUUAGAUAACUCACUGAACUCUCAGUCUAACAUGACUACAGACAGGCUUCUCCAUCAACUAAAGGAAGAUAAUUCUGAGUUAAUUAAUAAACUGUGGACUGAUAUUCAGCAGAAAAUAGCAACACAGUCACAAGUAACAAACUCUCCAGGAAUGCCAUCAUCUGCCUCUCCACCAGGGGAACAAAAAGCUGCUCUGAAUGCCACCAAUGCCGUCAAGAGAGUCCACACAAGGCUUCAGUCUGAAGAUUCUUCUGAGACUCUAGACUCAAGCUACAUUGUGGGACAGGUGCUGAACUCAAGGAAACAAAAACAAUCGUUAUGUACAGUGAAAAGAAAACCGGAUUUGCAUGAUCCUUCCAAGCAGAAGAAAAAUACGUUAUCAGCUAGCAUGGCCUCCACAGACCCAGGUAUCAGUAAUCCCAGUCUGGAUGUCCUCAAACACAUGAUACAUGAAGUGGAACAUGAAAUGGAAGAAUAUGAGCGGUGGACUGGGCGUGAGGUCAAGGGGCUGCAGAGCAGUAAGGGUCUGACAGGCUUCACUUUGUCGCUGGUGAGCUCCCUCUGUCGUCUGGUUCGGUACCUUAAAGAGAGUGAGCUACAACUGCGUAAAGAAGUAGAGACCAGACAGCAGUUGGAACAAGUGUUAGGCGAUCAUCGUGAUCUCAUUGAUGCUCUGACAGCUGAAAUUAUUCUCCUUAGAGAAGAAAAUGCUACUAUCCAGGCGAGACUUCAGCAAUACAUGGUCACAACAGAUGAACAACUUAUAUCGCUCACACAUGCCAUUAAGAACUGUCCAGUGAUAAAUAACAGCACAGAAAGUCAGACAUCAGAAAGAGGGGCCAUGAGUGGAAGAAUUGUAGAUAAUUCUGAGGGUCCAGCAGUAAAUGCUAAUGUCUCCAUGCCGUUGAUGUUCAGAGGGGAAGAAGUAGCUGAAUUCCCACAGGAAGACUUGCCUGUAAAACUGUCCCAGGUGCCAAACCCGCCAGAGAGCGUGAAUCUGGCCAGCACCUUCCCAGGACAUUUAUUUGAGCCAGCUGUGCUGCUGACACCUCCCAGGCAGAAGAGCAACUCCGUAUUGUCUCCACUGCAGGAUGUAUUGAGGAGGACUGUUCAGACUCGUCCUGCUCCACGAAUUCCUCCAACUGUGGAAAUAAUUGAGAAAGAACAAAUUUGGGAAAAGAAGACUUUACCUAUUGCCACAGACACUCAGAAUGCAAAUGAAGAAAGUCGUCUCUUCACGCAGAGGUGGAGGGUCUCUCAUAUGGGAGAAGAUUUGGAGAACAAAGUGCAAGCUCCUUUUGUUACUCUCUCACAGCCCCUCUCUACUACCAACUCGAGAAACCCUGCAUUCUCAGAAGAACACCCAGUAUUGGGAGAUGGGCAGCCAGUUAGAGCAAAUGAGACAUUAGCACAAAGAAAAGACAUCAUGGCAAGGAUUGCUGAGUUGACACUACAGAAUUCAGCUUUCAAGGCACAUCUGAGCAAUGUUAUUGCACCAGGGGGAGACCAAGGGGAUGGAUUUCAGGAACUGAACAAGCAGGAGGCAAGUCACGCAAGCAGUACGAGUGCUACAUUUCCAGCAGCACAAACUCUAACACCAAAUAGCAUGGAGGAACGGAUUGCAGAAUUGAAUCGGCAGAGUAUGGAGGCUCGUGGAAAACUCUUGCAAUUAAUAGAGCAGCAGAAGCUUAUUGGUUUGGGUCCCUCCUCUUCACUGCCAUCAUCUGUUCAGUCACCUCUCAGAGCAUGGACAGAAGGAGGAAAGAGGACAAUUGAGGUCUCUAUUCCAGGAACAGAAGCCCCAGAAAGCUCAAAAUGCAGUACUGUCUCUCCUGCCAGUGGGACUAAUACAAGAAGAUCUUCAGGCGCUACUAGUAAUUCAUGUUCUCCAUUAAACACCACUUCAGGAAGUGGGCGACUCACACCUCUUAAUCCAAGAGCAAAGAUUGAGCAACAAAAUGAAGAAGGUUGGUUUGCGCUUUCUACGCAUAUAUCAUAAGUGGUGUGGUACGGCACUUGUUCUCAGAAGUGUAAUUCUUGAGCUUUCCUGCUCCUGUUACCAAGUUUUUGUGUCCUUUUAGAUAAAAUCUACAAAAAAACUUGUGACUUUCUACUAAUGGGACAAAGAAAUAAAGCGACUACUUUAAUUUUUUACCCUUUUCAAAUAGAUUUCCAACAAAUGACCAACUCACAACCUCCUGUGCAUAAAAAUUUGACUUAGAGAAAUUAAAGUUUUAUAUUAUAACUUUUGUAAGUAAUUUUAAAUUUAUUUGAGUAAUACAUAUUUGCCUUUGUCAUCUUUAUUUGGUUUUUUGUCUGGCCUCUGUGGCCUUGAAUGCAGAGGCACCUGGGAGCGUGGGCGCGGGCACACGUGCCUGGAGGAUGGCCGGGGCACGCAGACGAGGGCGCACCUGAGCCCCGAGGCUGAGGCUCUGAGGGUGGCUCAGCAGCUUAAAUGUUGAUCUAUUUUGUUUCUAGUUUUUUCUAGGACCAAGUUAAUCUGCAUAUAGCUUAAAAUUAAAUGCUUCUGUGUGAUUAAAGUCAGGCUUUCAGAAAAAUUUAACACCCCUGCAAGUUUCUUUUGGGGGGGAAAGUCACUGUAGUCCCUCACUUUUUCCUUCAAGUGGAAUGUAUGGCGUUAAAGCGCGGGCCUGGACUGUUUGUAAUUGCUUAGGCAGGUGGUUGUGUAUGUUAUAAAAAUCGUAUGUAGUCUUUAAGUGUGAAGAUGGCAUCAAUGUUGGUCAUGUACAUUCUAGAGCUCAAAUGUCCAAAUACUAACAUUGGUUAAUUGGUACAUUUAAUGAUUGAAAAAAAAACAAAAUAUAAAAAGUUACUGUCAAUUUUCCUAGCCCUAAAUUUACCCAAUAUUCAGGGCACCUGUUUGGCUUUCAAACUUUGUCUUCUGUUUUCAGCUUGUGGUGGGAUUUAUCUGCCAUGGGACACAUAAUAGGAUUUCUAAAAAAAUAAUAAUAAUAAGAUUUCUCUACCUAAGUGAAGUAGGAGUGGGGUGCAGAAACACAUUGAUACUAUCUGGGAAAUAUUCUCAGACAAUGCCUUCCUCCUCCUGUAGUUGUAAAUCACUGUUCUAGAAAGUGUUCUAUAUAACUUUGAUUAGGCCUCUUUCUUGUGGCAAAAAUAAAAUUACUCUGAUAUCGUUGAUUUUAUUUAUGUGGCUGUGUGUUUUUAUUUGCAUUAUUGCAGAUACUUCCAUCUGUAGC
Condylura cristata (star-nosed mole) is the source of this 3877-nucleotide messenger RNA. It is a transcript of the gene SPICE1, whose product is annotated as spindle and centriole associated protein 1. The record is from RefSeq and is a predicted model, not a curated record. The coding region runs from base 67 to 2658 and encodes 863 amino acids. NCBI's taxonomy places the organism in Eukaryota, Metazoa, Chordata, Mammalia, Eulipotyphla, Talpidae. The transcript has 19 exons. Gene Ontology annotation, cellular component: spindle; centriole; centrosome. Gene Ontology annotation, biological process: mitotic spindle assembly; regulation of centriole replication; metaphase chromosome alignment.